This is a messenger RNA of Drosophila guanche, 2525 nucleotides long. RefSeq lists its product as uncharacterized. Lineage: Eukaryota; Metazoa; Arthropoda; Insecta; Diptera; Drosophilidae. The transcript has 7 exons. Bases 10 to 2430 code for a protein of 806 amino acids. The record is from RefSeq and is a predicted model, not a curated record. Gene Ontology annotation, molecular function: serine-type endopeptidase inhibitor activity.
CUUCAACGAAUGACGAUGACAGAUCCCAGCGGCAACAAACAGCUGGAGCAAUUCUCACAUGCCCUGCAUGAGCUUUUAAGCACUGCAAAUCCCGGCAAGAAUCUCAUCUACUCACCGCUGUCCAUACAAAUGUGCGUGGCCAUGGUGCGCAUGGGCGCGGAGGAGGGCACAGCCACUGCCAGGGAACUGGAUGAGGGACUGCGGCUGAGUAGCAGCAAUGUGGACAAGAUUGCCGAUGGCUUUGAGGCUGCACUCUCCUCCCUUCGUAAAUGCAGGGCCCUGAAGCUGGCCAACAGAUUGUUCAUCCAAAAGAAUUGCAAGCCCAAUCAGCGUUUUGCCAGCUUGCUAGAGAAGAAGUUCCACUCGAAGCCGCAGAUCCUGGACUUUGGUAGCAGCUCAGCUGCUGACAGCAUCAACAGUUGGGUGGAGCAGGAGACCAACAAGCUCAUCCAGAACAUUGUCAGCCCGGCAGCCUUGAACGACGGCACUCGCCUGGUGCUGGUCAAUGCCAUUUACUUCAAGGGCGUUUGGUCUAUUAAAUUCGAUGAGGAGGACACGCAGCAGGAGGAUUUCUUCCCAGAGCAGGGCAAACCCUUCAAGGUGUCCAUGAUGAAGGUUGUGCAUAAUUUUCUGUACGCAGAACUGCCCCAACUGGGUGCCACGGCCAUCAAAAUGUUGUACACAGACUGCGAUCUGUGCAUGAUUAUUAUUUUGCCCAACGAGAAUGCGGGUCUGAAGAGUGUGGAGCAGCGGCUGGCGAGCUCUUCCUUACAGGUCAUCGCUGGGCAAAUGUCGCGCACCAAAGUGGAUGUCAGGCUGCCAAAGUUUCGAGUGGAGUUCGAGCAGGAGUUGUCUUCAGCCUUUAAAAAGCUGGGCAUAAAGCGCAUAUUCAGCGACGAAGCGGAGCUGGGACAGCUGCUGGAAUCCCAGGCGGCCAUAAAGGUCUCCCAAAUAUUGCACAAAGCUUUCAUAGACGUCAACGAAGUGGGCACGGAGGCAGCCGCCGCAACGGCUGCCGUUGUGUCUCUGCGUAGCUUGCCCGUAACGCCAGUGGAUCGACCAAAGCUCUUUCACGCCAACAGACCGUUCUACUAUGCGAUUUGUGAUCGCCGUCAGGGAAUACUCUUUGUGGGACGAUUUACGGCUGGCGGGGCAAUGACAAACAUUUGUGGAGCUUGCUGGCUGCUCUCGUUGCUCUUCCUCACCCUCUCCCAAGUCCCGUGCGUCGUGCCGGUUCAGGCCACCAGUGACGUCACCAUGACGCAGCCCACAGAAACGGAAUUCUCACGCCGGCUGGCCAUCUUCUCGCUCAAUGUGUACCAGAAGUUGUCGCUGCUGAAGCCAGGCCAGAAUGUGGUCUUCUCCCCCUUCUCCAUACAAACAUGCGCGGCCAUGGCCCGCAUGGGUGCCGACGGAGAGACAGCCGCCGAGCUGGACCGCGGCCUGGGACUGGUCUCCAGUGACGCGGCAAAGAUAGCCCAAAGUUUCCAUCAAGUGCUGGCUGCCUACGAGAACAGCCCGAUCCUGCACAUAGCCAACAAGGUGUUCGUGAUGGAGGGCUAUCCGCUGCGCGAGGAGUUCAACCAGCUGCUGACCAAGGACUUCCUCUCGGCUGCGCAGAGCAUAAACUUUGCCCAAAGCGCCGAGGCAGCGGGCACCAUCAAUGCGUGGGUGGAGCAGCGUACCAAUAAUCUAAUCAAAGAUUUGAUGCCUGCCAGCGCACUGGACGCCAACUCUCGCCUCGUGCUGGUCAAUGCCAUUCACUUCAAGGGCACCUGGGAGCACAAGUUCCCGCAGCAUGCCACACAGCAGGAGCUGUUCCACUCGAGCGAGGGUCAGAGCACCAAGGUGCCAAUGAUGAACUUGAAGCAGAAAUUCCGCUACGCGGAGCUGCCCGAACUGGAUGCCGCUGCGCUGGAGCUGCCCUACGCGAACUCGGACCUGUCCAUGCUGAUUGUGCUGCCCAAUAGCCGGACUGGUUUGCCUGCGCUGGAGGAGAAGCUGCGCGGUACGCCGCUGUCGGUGAUCACACAGUCGCUGCAGACGACCGAGGUGGUGGUGAAGCUGCCCAAAUUCAAGGCAGAGUUCCAGGUGGAGCUGUCGGAGGUGUUCCAGCAGCUCGGCAUGUCCAAGUUGUUUGGCGACUCUGCGGAGUUCAACAAAAUGCUGCAGAGUCCCGAGCAGCUGAAGGUGUCAGUCAUCAUCCAUAAGGCCUUUAUCGAUGUGAAUGAGGAGGGCACCGAGGCAGCAGCAGCCACUGGCGCCGUGGUGCGUAUGAGGCGCUGCAUUGUCCCAUUAGUGGAACCCAUCGAGUUCCAUGCCGAUCAUCCAUUCAUCUAUGCUCUGCUCCAUCGUGCGGACUUGCCACUCUUCUGGGGCUCUGUGGUGCAGCUCGAGGGCGAGGCCGUAGCAGCGCACAACGAGUUAUGAUAGCGACUCUCUCUCUCUCUCACAGAGUAGCUUAGCUCUCGCUCAGUCAAUGUGAAAACAAUAAAGGCAGCUCGAAAUAUUUUGUACUAAAGUAA